GUAGCUAUCACGCUAUGUAGUAUUACUGCCUUCAUUUGCUUCCGUUACUCUUACCUAUGUCCUAUUUCUAUAUGCUCAAGCAUAUGUUCAGAUAGCAUGGCAAACUAAUCCUCCCCCUUAUUAUUUUUGUCAUUCUCAUCUUUUUUCCCUUAUAUAAUACUUAUGAUAAGUGGCACGAUGAAACUCUCGCCUAUCUCCCUCCCCAAAGAAGGAUGGAGGCGCACUGGUCUUGUCAAUCUCGCGUGUACAUGUAGUUGUGGUAUUCUGCUGCUUGCUUAUCUAGUUGUUAUGAUGACCCAACGGGGAUCCGCACUUAAUUCUACUACCAUCAUCCUCGAGGGCGAGUGCCAGAAAACGCGCCGGGCUAAUUCAAUUCUUCAUAUCCUCAUAAGCGUUACGUCUACUCUCAUCCUCGCCUCGUCCCGCUUCUUCAUGCAGAUAUUAAGCUCGCCGUCGCGUUUGGAGAUCAACCGCGCCCACGUACGACUUCGCUCAUUGGAGAUUGGGAUUUCAUCGGUGAAGAAUCUUCGUUUUCUUUCCAUACAUAAGACUAUCGGCUGGGCUGUACUUCUCAUUAGCUCAACUUCAAUACAUUUGCUUUUCAACAGCUCGGUCUGGGAGACUCAUUUUCGAAGCUCGGAGUGGCACCUUACCGUGGCUUCAAGUUCUUUCAGCACCCUCGAAGUGGAUUUCUUCCCACCUGGAGCUAGCUUGGCAAACGCCGGAUGUCCGAGUCUCAGUUGGAAUGAUGCUCCGGAAGACCCAGCAUGUCGAGACCUCGCGGGGUAUGGCGAAUAUGUAGCCUUGGAAGACUAUUGGGACAAGAAAUCUGCCGCAUUCCGCAAUAUUACAAAAACGGCGAAUGAAUCAAAAUAUUGGCAGAAUAUUACAUCGAGUGACUGUAGGAAAUACUACGCGUCUUGCAGGCCGAAAGAGAAAUAUCGGGAUGUCGUAAUUGUUGUCGAUACCCAGGUUGAUAAUCCGGGAGGAUGGACACGUACCCAGGUCUUCAGGGACCCGUCAGACGUCCUGGGUCUGAUUUGGGACCUACAUAUGCCUAUAGACGACCUGAAUUCCUUGUGGUAUUCUACGCAAUGUAGCGUCAAGCUCCCCACAGCUUUCGUCUAUCCUGACCAAGCUGACCUGUCAACUGCUUAUUGCAUAAAUAGUUGCGGACGUGCUCUCGGAUUCAAAUCGGAAGCCAUACCCACGAACCAGUCGGCUUCGCCAGAGGCAGAGUGGAUAUUAAAUUUGCAUAGACCAUCGCCAUGUAGUGUUUCUAAUGAGAAGAGGUUCGGAUACAACGACACAUUCAAUCACUUUCCUGUACGAUAUUGUCUGGCAGAGCCAUCUCCAAUAUCGCAAUGCUAUGUCGGGCUAUCAAAUAUCCUACUACUCAUCACGAUAAGCUGCGUUUUCAUAAAGGCACUCGUAUGUGCAUUAGUAGUGAGCUACCUCCCUAAUACCUCAUUAGUCACGCUAGGAGACGCACUCGAGUCGUUCAUCGCGGAUCCAGACCCGGUAACUUCGGGCUUGGGCACUUUUAAUGUCUACGAUAGCUAUCGGAUUCAAUCCGAGCCACUCGCGGAUGCCAGGACCGGUAGCGCAGAUGAACUUACCGAUAUACCUCGGCCUCGUGUUUGGAAGUGCGGUGCGAAAAGACUUAUAUCUGUCGUUCCGAGAAGCGCGUGGUCUGGUACCCUGGUACCCAUAGUCUGCUUCGCAUGUGUCGGGAUGUAUUAUGCGAAUCAGUUGUUCGUAUUCGACAGAGUGAGUCUGUAAUCAAGGAAAUCUAGGGACGACUGGGUUACCCUUUUUCAGCCACGGACUUAUUAAAGAACAUGGGUACUUGAAUAUGCUACUCGCAGCCAGCUUACCGCAGUUUAUACUGUCCUACUCCUUUUAUUCGUACACGUUCUUAUUUACACGUUUAAUAUCCGAGAUUGAAUUCAAUUCCUAUAGCCUGGUACCGCCUAAACCACUUCGUGUAUCAUAUCCCACGGGCGACCAGGUUUCAACCUAUUGGCUGCA
This is a messenger RNA of Daldinia caldariorum, 2031 nucleotides long. RefSeq lists its product as uncharacterized. NCBI's taxonomy places the organism in Eukaryota, Fungi, Ascomycota, Sordariomycetes, Xylariales, Hypoxylaceae. The record is from RefSeq and is a predicted model, not a curated record. The coding region runs from base 163 to 1782 and encodes 539 amino acids. The transcript has 2 exons.